UCGCAAUCUGCUGGUCAAUUGCGCCUUCCCGAUAUGUCUGCACGUGCUCUGCUUAAGCAGCAAUUUAAGCUUAAAAACAAGCUUCCCAUUCGCUGCUUUUCUAGCACCCGAUCCACCAAUGCGGACUUCACUCAUGCGGUAAUUGGCGCAGGCGUCGUCGGCCUCGCGACCGCACGGCAACUUGCAGCUCGCGAAGGCACCUCAACCAUUUUACUAGAGCGCCAUGACGCACCAGGGACAGAGACAAGCAGUCGCAACUCCGAGGUAAUCCACGCAGGUCUCUAUUACCCCGCAACCUCCCUCAAAACCAGCCUCUGCAUCCGCGGCCGCAACCUCCUCUACGACCUCUGCGCGCAAAACAACAUCCCCCACCGCAACACGAAGAAAUGGAUCGUAGCGCAGACCCCCACGCAAUGGGAAGCCUGUCUGAAAAUCCACGCCCACGCACAAGGACUAGGUGACGCCCCGACACGGCUAGUGGGACGCGAGGAAGCGCAGCAGCGCGAACCAGACGUCAAGGCCGACGCAGGCAUCGUCGAGAGCGAGACAUCCGGUAUCGUGGACAGUCACUCGCUGAUGACCUAUCUGCAGGGCGACUUUGAGGACCGUGGAGGUGACAUUGCAUUCAAGACACGCGUAACAAGCGUGGAGGCCAUUGACGGCGGCCGUGGCGGGUACAAGAUCACCGCUGUCUCGGAUGAGGAUGGUUCAGUUACGUCCAUCACGGCUGAGACGCUGGUAAAUAGUGCUGGCCAUGGCGCGUGUGAUAUUAGCAACAUGCUCCUCCCGCAAGAGCGCCAUUUUGUUCCGCAUUAUGCUAAGGGCACGUAUUUCUCUUAUGCGUCAUCCAAACCUAAGACUUCAGUUUUAGUUUAUCCGGCGACUUUGCCCGGUACUGGAGGGCUUGGUACGCAUCUAACGCUUGAUAUGGGUGGCCGCGUUCGCUUUGGGCCGGAUGUUGAGUGGGUGGAUAGUCCUGAUGAUUUGGUUCCGAGCGCUGCGCGUUUGGAGCGGGCAUUGCCGGAGAUCAAGGCCUAUCUUCCUGGUGUCGAUGUCGAUGCCAUCGCGUUGGAUUACUGUGGCAUUCGUCCUAAAUUGGGGAGGGGCGGUGCUGUAAAUGAGGGUAAGGGAUUCCAGGACUUUAUUAUCCGGGAGGAAGAGGGUCUUCCUGGGUUCAUCAAUUUGUUGGGUAUUGAGAGCCCAGGCUUGACGAGUUGUUUGGCGAUUGGUGAGAUGGUUAAUGAAUUUCAGAAAGAGCACGACCUUCGGCUUUCUAACUUUAGAGGAAGCAAAGGUUCCAUUGCCUAUAUCAACGACCAACCCCAAUCACUACACUACACUACAUACAUCAACUCCCACUUAUCCCCGAAAAUGACAUCCCUCCUCACAACGGUAGGCCUCCGUGCCUCCCUUAACCCCAACUCAAAUCACGGCCCCAUGUUCCUAACAUUCAACUUUAUUCUCGCCUACGGCCUUCUCUCCUCGCGCACCCUAAAGCAAUGGUACGGCCUCGACCAUCAAGUCUCGCCGCGCGAAGACCUAGCCAAAUACGGCGAGGCAGCUGUGCGCGAAGGCAAGAUCACUCGCAGACAGCUGGAUAUGCUCAAGCGCAAUGAGUCAGCGCAUGCUAAUGCGGUCGAGAAUUUCCCAUUGCUGGUUGCCGGUGUGCUCUUUGCAUCGUUGGCUGGUGUCCCUGCGCGGAGAAUUAAUGCCGCGGCGUUGUCGUAUACUGUUGCGCGCGUUGUUUAUGGCGCUGUUUAUAUUUUUGUGGACCAUCCUACGUGGAGUCAAGUGAGGGGGUUGGUUUGGUGGUGGGGGAAUGUGAGUUGCUUUUUCCUAUUGUGGAAGGCUAGGGAGUUAUUGGCUUGA
Messenger RNA from Penicillium crustosum, 1869 nucleotides. RefSeq lists its product as uncharacterized. Bases 34 to 1869 code for a protein of 611 amino acids. The transcript has 5 exons. Gene Ontology annotation, molecular function: (S)-2-hydroxyglutarate dehydrogenase activity; (S)-2-hydroxy-acid oxidase activity. Gene Ontology annotation, cellular component: mitochondrion; membrane. The record is from RefSeq and is a predicted model, not a curated record. Lineage: Eukaryota; Fungi; Ascomycota; Eurotiomycetes; Eurotiales; Aspergillaceae.